AAGGCUACGUGUUGGUCUCUCUGAACCCUUCACACAAACUGUUCAAAGUACUUAUGGUAAAUCUACUCAUAAGAUCUGUGCCAGGCAGCCAGAGACGUCGCGCCAUCAAUUGGAGUAGAGGAUCUGCUGUAAAAGAUAAUCUCUGACUCUGGGAGAUACCAGAUCCUCCCAACUAUCAUUAUCUCCUCUUCCGAGAGCGGUACGAACUGCUGUGGAGCUGUAUGUCUGCUCUGCCACCCCGAUAUCAAUGAACGCAAUCCUAUUGGACUUGAAGUACUUUUCAGCCAAUCGUAGGGUCGACUCCUCCGCAUCCGACGUGGGAGACCGUCGCGCACAAGCGACUCGUGCGUUCCCGACGUCAGGCGAGAAAAACUCGUCCAGCGCAGCAAACAUCUUCGCUUCCGCCUCCGUGCCAUCAGACGACGACGAGUAGUAUCGUGGCGCUACAAGACGCUCCAGCGUGUCGAAGCCCAGGAUGAAGGUGAGCUCAGGUCGGAUGAGGUUGUUGGCGCUAAGCGCAGACAGCCGGUGUUUCAGGAACGUCUGCAACUUGGUGGCUUUCCCGACAAACGUAGGCUCAUCUAUGAUUCCUACAGCCACGCUGUCUUCAUCUCCAGCGUCCUGAGCCAAGAGCCGCAUCAUCUCGAGCCGUUGCAGGUAGGUCGCGUCCGUCGACUUGAGGGUCUUGUCGGCAUUCUUGAUGGAGAGCAGAUAGAUCUUGGCAUCAUAUCCACUAGAUUCGACAAACGGGCGCGGCGCAUUCGCUAACGCCAUGUGUGCUCGCGUCGGGGGAUUGAACGAUGAGUCCAUGAUCGAGAUUCGCAGAGCUCUGGGAGUCCGGGAAGUUUCGCUCUCGGAACGCCCCAGCGGCCAUCGCUCGUAUGGGACAUGGACUAACUCGAACUGAGAUAGGCCUCGUUGUACAGAGUUGAUAAGAUUAAUCGUGGAAGCUGUCCGUGCCAUGGCGGGAUGGAUAGUAUGUGGCGGCGAGGCCGGGCCGGAACCACGACAGAUGUCAAUCAGAUCCAUCAAUCCCGAAAAAACUUGCUCUCGACCCCCGACAUGAGCAGCCUCAUCUCGGCUGUCUCAUGGGUCAAACGCGGUGCCGCGAUCAGGCACCCGGAAAAAUAUGUCCUCGAUGACAAUGAGCUCCAGCGCGUAAGCCAACUCGCGCGGAUCGAGAUCGAAGAUGCGAGAGUAGAGAUGGAACGAGCCCACGAGGCUGCAAAGGCGAUGGGGAUGGGUGCAGAGGGCGAGGAGGCGGAUGACGCAGGGGAUAAUGACGACGAGGCGAAUUGGGUCGAUUUACAGUGAGGACGACGAUGCGAUGGACGUAGACUCGGAGUCGAAGCCCAAGCCCGGUAAUCCCGAAGAUCUAUCCGAGUAUAAUAUGGACGAUUAUGACAAUGACGCCAAGACGAUAUCUACUGGUCCAUUCAGUAACAUCAAAGGACUGACAUACUACCAAAACGACGAAGACGACCCAUACGUCACAUUGAAGGAGGAUGAUACCGAGGAAGAGCGUGAACAACUCGAAAUACUCCCCACCGACAACCUUCUCGUCGCUGCGAAAACCGAGGACGAGAUCUCUCAACUCGAAAUCUACGUGUACGACGAGUCCGAGGAGAAUCUCUACGUGCACCACGAUCUCAUGCUACCCAACUUCCCCCUCUGCCUCGAAUGGCUUGACUUCCCCCCGACAACGAGCCACGCCACCUCAACAUCCGCCCCCACAAGUAAUGGCUUCGGAAACUUCAUCGCUGUCGGAACACUAGAUCCUGAGAUCGAGAUCUGGUCACUGGACGUGCUGGAAGCGAUGUAUCCGACAUCUAUUCUCGGACGGCCAGACGAGACAAAAGCACACGUGCCGACACCGCUUGGAACCGGCAAAAAGAAGCGCAAAAAGACCAAGCAUCGCACAGCAGUGGACGCGCACCACGUCGACGCUGUGCUCGCGCUGAGCUGGAACAAAACCCAGCGCAAUCUGCUGGCGAGUGGUAGUGCAGACCGCACCGUGAAGCUAUGGGAUCUGACGCGGGAUCCGAGUGCCGGAGAGGGUGCGAUCCGGAGCUUUGAUUUGCACAAGGACAAGGUGCAGGCUGUAAGAUGGAACGAGCGCGAUCCCAGUGUGCUGUUGACGGGCAGCUACGAUCGGACUGUGCGGACUUUCGAUACGAGGGCGCCGGAUGGAGGUGUUGGUGCUGUAGUUGGGAGCGACGUGGAAGCCUUGCGAUGGGAUCCCUGGGAAGAGUACGGCUUCUACGUCUCUCUGGAAAAUGGCUUGGUUCUCAACUUUGAUAUCCGGACACUGCCUACGAAUCUCAACGAUCCGUCGCCGGCCAAGUUCACCCUCUCAGCACAUGAUGGGGCAACGUCUGCACUGGAUAUCAACCCCCACAUCCGGGGCUGUAUUGUAACCGGUGGCAAUGACAAGCUAGUGAAGGUAUGGAACAUCGCUGGCGACGAUGCCUCGCGAAGUGUCAGUCUCGUUACUUCGCGAGAUCUCGGUGUUGGCAAGGUCUUCUCGGCUGUGUGGUCUCCCGACGAUCCCCUUACUCUGGCUGCCGGUGGCUCACAAGCCAAGCUGCAGAUCUGGGACGUGGCAGCAAACGCGGGUGCCAGAAAAGCGUUUGGACCCAAAUUGAAGGAAGCCGGUCGCGUUUUGAAGGAGAGGCAAGCCGACGGCGAUCAUGGUGGAUUGGUUGGACUUGUUGAUGAUGACGAGGAAAGCGAGGAGGAGGAGUGAAUGUAGCCGUCGGUCUAGAUCAAUGCUCUGGCGAAUGUACCACGCUUUGCCCCUGACUGUCGCAUGGCCAUGUACGGCACUGCCACACCGUACAUGCACUUCCGGUCGAUCCGUGAUUUUGAUCAUGUAGCUUUUUGAGUUGCCCGUUCCAAGCCCUUACCCUUGCAGCUUCCACCCAAUAAACUGUUCUGACGUGCAUCUUUGUUGCAUCUGUCCAACCACCCGUCGUGACGGCUCGCAUGUCCACGAUGUUCCAUAACCAUUCAAUCAAGUCAGCCGACAUUCGUCACAAGCAAACUACCCACGCCGGCAACACGGAUAUUCUAUCAGGGGGCCGACAAAUAAAAGCAGAAUCAUAUGCUACACGCACAUAGAUCCACCAUCUUCCUCUUCCCCGCAUGGACACACUCGUGGUCAGACUGCGCACACUCUUCGCUGCGUACCCUCGGCUGCUGUGGAGUGCCAGUGCAGUCGCGGCGUGCGCUGUGCUCGUGCGCCUGCUGUCGAAAUCGCAGCGGAGGAGCGCGUACAUCUCGCGUCUCGGGCUGGUGGGAUCGGCGGCGCCGGGCAAGUUGUGGGAGACGUGCGCGUACGAUGUCAUCAUCGUCGGGGGAGGUACCUCGGGUUGUGUGCUUGCUGCGCGGUUGAGCGAGGACCCGUCUAUUCGCGUGCUUUUGCUGGAGGCGGGAGGGAGUGGCAGCGCUCUGAUGUUCUCUCGCAUCCCCUCUGGAUUCGGCAGGCUGUUUUUGUCGAAACACACGUAUGGGAUCAAGACGGAACCGCAAGUCUUUGCUAAGUCGCAGCGACGCGUCUUUCCCAGAGCGAAGCUUCUAGGCGGUUGCAGCAGCAUCAACGCCCAGAUGGCUCAGUACGGUGCUCCGGGCGACUUUGACGAGUGGGGUGCCUUGAUGAAGGACGAGUCGUGGUCCUGGAGGAAUUUGCAACAGUACUUCCAGAAGUUCGAAAAGUACCUCCCAGAUGCAGCGUUUCCCGACGUGGAGACAUCAGAACGCGGUUCGAGUGGUCCUAUGCGAGUCGGCUACUUCAACACAGUCUCUGCCCACUCAAAGGCAUUCUUAACGGCGUGCGAGCAGGUUGGGAUACCGAACAUUCCUGAUUUCAACACGUCAAAAGGUCCUGUUGGUGCCAGUCGCGUGAGUUCCAUUCCCACAAUUAGAUCCGUUCUGCAGGCUGAUUACUUGGGCAGCUCAGUGAGUUUCUCGGCAAGGACGCAGCCUCAAAUGGAACUGAUUCACGCUCUAGUGACAUACAUCGACGAACAGGGAACUAGAGUGUCCACCGAGUCGGCCUAUCUGACCCCGGAAGUGCUCCGCCGGCCUAACUUGAAGGUAGCAAUUCAUGCGACUGCGACCAAGAUUAUAUUCGAGCAAGUCAACGGCAGCCCCCGUGCGGUUGGUGUCGAAUUUGCUUCAUCAUCAACUGGACUGCGUUACCGCGCUCGGGCCAAGAAAGAAGUUGUUCUCUCUGGUGGUGCGAUUCAUUCACCACAUCUCUUGAUGCUCUCUGGAAUCGGACCCGCAAAACAACUCCAACAGCACGGCAUCCCCGUUGUCCUCGAUCUGCCAGGUGUCGGUGCGAAUUUGAUCGACCACCCGGUCGUCGACCUGUACUUCAACGACAAGAAGCAGUCCUCCGUGAAAAGCCUUGUUCCUUCAAGCCCGGGCGAUGCCGCGCGAUUGCUGCGGUCGUUUGUGCAGUACUCUAUAUAUGGCACCGGGCGGCUGGCAACGAAUUUCGGCGAAUCGGCAGCCUUUGUAAGAACAGACGACCCCGUUCUCUUCCCACCGAGCGAAUAUACCCAAACUCUCGCGGACAGUACCUCUGGAGCAGCAAGUCCAGACCUCGAGCUAUUCUGUACCCCACUGGCCUACAAGGAGCACGGUGCCAUCAUGUUCGACAUGCACACGUAUGCGCUGCACUGCUACCUCGUUCGACCACAAAGUCGCGGUGCAGUGCUCCUCACCUCGUCUGAUCCGUUCGCCAUUCCCAGUGUCAAUCCCAACUACCUCGAAAAGGCCGAUGACCUCGAGAAGCUCAUGCGCGGAUACAAAAUUCUGCUGAAGAUCGCGCACACGAAAGCGAUGGACCCGUAUCUGGAUCACGCGGACACCAACCCUGAACUGGACCAUUUCCUGCACACGAAAUCCGACGACGAGCUGCGGGAAGUCGUCCGGGAGCGGGUCGAGACCGUCUACCACCCGACCAGCACAUGCAGAAUGGCGCCUGCGGAGAUGGGCGGUGUCGUCGAUGCUCGAUUGAAGGUUUAUGGGGUCGCGGGUUUGAGGAUCUGCGACGCCUCAAUAUUCCCAGAUAUCGUCUCUGGCCAUACGGCCGGCGCGUGCAUCGCUAUAGCUGAGAAAUUCGCUGACGAUAUGAAGAGGGAUCUUGCUGUGGAGGUGUGAAAGCGUUGUAA
Molecule: messenger RNA, 5180 nt
Organism: Mycena citricolor
Lineage: Eukaryota; Fungi; Basidiomycota; Agaricomycetes; Agaricales; Mycenaceae
Source: the annotation of a GenBank genome assembly